Knipowitschia caucasica is the source of this 435-nucleotide messenger RNA. Lineage: Eukaryota; Metazoa; Chordata; Actinopteri; Gobiiformes; Gobiidae. The record is from the annotation of a GenBank genome assembly.
AUGAAAGUGGCCCAAGUGCUGCGUACCGGCCCAAGUGCUGCGUACGGCCCGAGUGCUGCGUACCGGCCCAAGUGCUGCGUACCGGCCCAAGUGCUGCGUACGGCCCGAGUGCUGCGUACCGGCCCAAGUGCUGCGUACCGGCCCAAGAGCUGCGUACCGGCCCAAGUGCUGCGUACCGGCCCAAGUGCUGCGUACCGGCCCAAGAGCUGCGUGAGGAAGAGGAGGCUGCUGCAGGAGUCAGGUCUGGAGGUGAUGAAGGUGAGGAAGAGGAGGCUGCUGCAGGAGUCAGGUCUGGAGGUGAUGAAGGGGAGGAAGAGGAGGCUGCUGCAGGAGUCAGGUCUGGAGGUGAUGAAGGGGAGGAAGAGGAGGCUGCUGCAGGAGUCAGGUCUGGAGGUGAUGAAGGUGAGGAAGAGGAGGCUGCUGUGGCUCCGGUGA